Batrachochytrium dendrobatidis JAM81 is the source of this 474-nucleotide messenger RNA. Its product is annotated as ESCRT-III subunit protein VPS20. The record is from RefSeq and is a predicted model, not a curated record. The annotation marks the transcript as partial. The transcript is spliced from 2 exons. Gene Ontology annotation, cellular component: multivesicular body; ESCRT III complex. Gene Ontology annotation, biological process: late endosome to vacuole transport via multivesicular body sorting pathway; vesicle budding from membrane. Lineage: Eukaryota; Fungi; Chytridiomycota; Chytridiomycetes; Rhizophydiales.
UUUGGAAAACACAAACCUAAAGUGACUAGCAAGGACAAGGCUAUUCUUGAACUCAAAGUCCAGCGGGAUAAAUUAAAACAAUAUGAGAAAAAGCUACAAACAGUUUUGGAUAGAGAACUUCAAGUUGCCAAGGAACAGCUUCGUCUCAAGAACCAUCAUGCAGCUCGUCUUGCUCUUUCAAAGAAAAAGUACCAGCAAUCCCUCUUGGAGAAAGUAUCUACUCAACUCCUGACUCUCGAACAACUCACUCAAUCGAUCGAGUUUGCUCUUGUAGAGAAACAAGUCGUUGAAGGUUUAAAGCAGGGAACACAGGUUCUGAGCGACCUCAACAAGGAAAUGCAACUAGAAGAUGUCGAGAAACUAAUGGAUGAUUCAGCAGAUGCGGUUGCAUAUCAAAACCAAGUGGGUGAAAUGCUAAGCCAAGUGUUUAGCGAAGAGGACGAAGCUGAUGUUAUGGCUGAGCUGGAUCAAUUG